Endocarpon pusillum Z07020 is the source of this 2109-nucleotide messenger RNA. RefSeq lists its product as uncharacterized. The record is from RefSeq and is a predicted model, not a curated record. Lineage: Eukaryota; Fungi; Ascomycota; Eurotiomycetes; Verrucariales; Verrucariaceae. The coding region runs from base 1 to 2109 and encodes 702 amino acids. Gene Ontology annotation, molecular function: proton-transporting ATPase activity, rotational mechanism. The transcript has 6 exons. Gene Ontology annotation, biological process: proton transmembrane transport. Gene Ontology annotation, cellular component: vacuolar proton-transporting V-type ATPase, V1 domain.
AUGUUCCGUCAGGCGUUUGCUGGAAGGACAUCAAUCGUGUCACUGCCUUUCCUAACAGCACCACGAACAUUGUUGAAGAACAUUACGGAUCCUCCUACUAGGAAGGCAGUUCUGCAUGCCGCUGCUUGGAGCCGACAUCCGGACUUCGGAAUAACUCACUCUCAAUCUUAUUCUACAGUGGUUGUACACAAUCGUUCGCGCUACCGCGCUCGUCGACUUUUCAACUUCCUCGCCAUCGGCACGGUAUCUUUCGCACUCGGAGCAUAUCUCGCGAUCGAAUAUUCACCUCCUCUUCUUACCCCGUGGAUCAUGGGGUCGUUACCGACGGAUGAGGAGACUCUGUCCAUUUACGAGGCUCCGGAUGAGUAUUCGCGGAGCAUCGAUGAACACAUCAAGAACUGUUCGUUAGCUACGAAGCUGAGGGCAAAUCCCGAUUUCCAGGAAUCAAGACCACAUCUGAAGAUUCCCGAAGCGGUCAGGUCACACAAUCUUACUGCUGGAACUUUGGCUGGCCCUGGGAUGAUCGUCGUACCACCCUACAUCUGGAAUGAAAGAGAAGGCAAAGAAUUGGUAGAGAUAUUCUACCUGGGGAAUAAUGUAUCUGGGCACUCGGGAAUCGUGCAUGGAGGUUUGUUGGCGACCAUGUUGGACGAGGGCCUUGCACGAUGCUGCUUUCCAGUUCUACCAAAUAAAGUCGGUGUAACAGCAAGCUUACAGAUCAACUAUAAGAAGCCUACAAAGGCCGAUCAAUAUCUAGUCUUGAAAGCGACUACAACGAAAGUGGAAGGAAGGAAAGCUUUUGUUGAAGGUCACAUCGAGACAAUGCCAGAGGACGGUGAAGAACCCGAGAUACUGGUUUCGGCAAAUGCAUUGUUCAUUGAGCCUAAACAUGCGACCCACCCACUUAUCCCCGGCAGGCCGGGCGAGAUGUCGAAGAACACCAAAUACCUAUUCGUUUCCGUUCCUUCUUCAGUUACACCCUCAGGUCACAAAGAUGACGCUCUGCAGGCUGUACAGACAGCCGCGAAUGACUAUGCUACUGUCUCUCCCUUCUCUAUUCCUGAAUUUAAGAUUGGAACCCUGGAUGCUCUGAUCCAGCAAUCUGAAGAGCUGGCAAAGCUAUCUGGGAUGUGCGAAGGCGUUGUCUCGAAGGUAGGAGAUAGUCUGCGCAAUAUUCUUGAAGGAGAUGAAGGGAAGAUUGCUCAGCAGAAGACAGUGAAUGAUAAACCGCUCGACCAAUACCUACGAACAUUCUCAUGGAACAAAGUCAAAUAUCGAGUAGACAAACCAUUAGCUGAGCUCAUUGACUCAUUACAAAAGGAAGCAAGCUCCAUUGACAACGAUGUCCGCGCCAAAUACAACCAAUACAACAACCUUAAAACAACCCUCCAGACCUUGACUCGUAAACAAACCGGCAACCUGGCCACCAAAUCGCUUGUCUCCGUCGUUCCUCCGCAGCUCAUCAUCCAGGACUCUGAAUACCUGGAAACCCAUCUCAUCGCCGUACCCAACUCAUCCACCAAAGAAUUCACCCGCGCAUAUGAAACGCUAAGUCCCAUGAUCGUCCCACGCUCCGCUACCUUCAUCUCUCAGGAUGAAGAGUUCAGUUUAUAUGCAGUAACUACCUUCAAGAAACAUAGUCUGGAGUUUGUGCAUAGAUGCCGAGAGAGGAAAUGGGUGCCACGGGACUUCAAGUACAAAGAGGGGGGGAAAGAGGAGGAAGAAAAGGAGGUGGAUAGAGUGGCGGCAGAAGAAAGAAAGCUGUGGGGCGAGACACUACGGAUGGCACGGACAGGCUGGAGUGAGACCGUUAUGGCUUGGGUGCAUGUGCUUGUCCUGAGGGUGUUCGUUGAGACUGUGUUGAGAUAUGGACUCCCACUCGACUUUGUCUGUGGCAUGCUCACGACAACGGGCAAGCAAGAAAAGAAAGCUCGCAGUGGCCUGGACGCUGCGUUCUCAUAUCUCGCAGGCAACGCCUUUGGAAGAGAUAAGAAGGGCAGACUGACGAAGGACGACUCAUCCAUGAGCGCUGACAUGCAAGCAGCGGGUCAAAUGGGCGAUGCAGGGGAUUACUCGGCUUAUGUUUGCUAUGAUUUGCAGGUAGAGUAG